GGAAGGUGCAUGGUUUGUGGUGCAGUGAGCAGGGGUCUGUUUGUCAGAGUCCCAGCUCCUUCACUUACAGUGCUUUGCCCAUCCUUCAGGCUUGACAGCAGGUGACACAGUCUGGUAAAGAGACCAGGGCAGGACUGAUUGGGCAAACAUAUGAAACAGGGUGGCAAACGUGUGUGUGUGUACAGAGUGAAGGCCUACAGUUGUGCACAAUCACUCAUGCAUGUGCACAUGGAAGGAUUUCUUAACAGGCCUACUGUGCACAGGCCCAGAGGCCCAAAGAGUCAGGGGCCCCGUGUUUGAAGUUACUGUUAACAUGUCGUGUUGGAAAGUCAAUAAAAGGCUGUAAAGAGACUUAAAAUGACUACAAAGAUACACGGCUGCAUCUUUUGUAGUCGUUUUGUGUGUCUUUCAGUCUUGCUGUCUUGUCUUUCUAUGUAGAAGGGGUGGGGGGCUGUGCCCAGGGGCCCAUUGUCUCAUAAUCCGUCCGUGUAUGCGUGCUUGCGCUGUCUGUGUGCGCGCCUACAAGUGAAAUAUAGUGAAACACUCGACAUUUAUGAGUAAACACUGAAGGACGGAUGCCACUCGCCGGAUUCUUCCACUGGAACACUUUACCAGAAACGCUCCAUGACCGUCCUUUAUGACAAUCACUCCCCUCCCUCCUCCCAGCGCAGGAACAAAAAGACAUCUGAGCUAUGUGGAUGGGGAAGAAUAAUCACAGCACUUUGCACAGCGGCCACCGCGCUCCGGUUUCACAAAGUCUCUGAGCGGCGCGCUGUGUUUACGCAUAGCCUCCAGUCCUGCGAGGCAUUGUCGACAUUGUUUAGUAGCUGUGUAGUAGACUCCUGAGAAGACACCGGAGCGGCACAGUCUCUGAUAACUGGAUACCUGAGUCCAAAGUAAGAGAGUUCGUUUUUUUUUUUUUUUAAAGAGAAGCGCUUACUUGGAGACGCGGACUGUAGCUGCGUAAAGGCGUGACGCAUGGACUUUUUAUAUUUAUAAAGAUAUUUUGACCGACAGCGCAGCGUUUUCCAGUUUGAAGUUCACAUUCAAAUCAGCGUAAGACCCGCUGACACGUAAAAGAAGAAGAAAACAAGACUUCCCUGCGAUUUCGUCCUAAAUUAGAGCGUUUCUCCUUGGACGUUUUGAUACUGUACCGACCUUGACUUCACUUUAAAAAGACGACAGAACAUGUUGUGAGAAAUUUUCUGCGGUGUUAUUUUCUCAUUAACCAUACAAGCUGUUUGGAGGCAAGACUGAACAGGUUACUGGAGGGUGCUGAGACUCUGCAAGAAGCCGUGUCAGGAGACCGGCCAGAGAAAAGGGAUCUUGGCCGCGUAAAAAACGAGGAGGAGGCGCCUCUCGCGUUGAAGCAGAACCGCUUUAGAUGGAUUCUUCAUGUUUGCUUCAGCCACAGUGGAGACAGUCUGCUCUGAACACUUGCAAGCCGUGACAAUAAGGCGUAAAACAUGACACAUCGCAGCGUAUGGAUUGCAAACAACAUGAGCUGCACCCAGCGUGGAAGAAGCGGCUCUCCUGUCCUCUCCCGUGCGCGCUUGGAGCAGAAUGCGCACAGGACAGCCGGUGGGACCAGAUGGAGGGUUUGGAGGAAGGAUAGACAGGAGAUCACUUAUGUAAUAUCAGCAAAGGCCAAGGUGCUGCUGUGGGUGCUCUUCUCUCUGCUGCCUCUAGUAGAAGGAGCUCAUAUGAAAACUGGUGCUGCUGGUGUGGGAUCAGACUCAGGCCACACUGUGGGCGUGCUGGGAGGCCAGGAGGAGCGAGAGCUUCCUGUGACGCUGCCAGAGGUGAUGGAGGACGAGGAGCAGGAAGACGACAGUGACCCUUACUCUACUUGGCAUACUCUAUAUGACCCCUUUGUAAUAGAUGAGGUGGAUGACCAUCCCAGUAGUCGCUGGGCGGGGCGCUCUCCACGCUCCUCUGACCCCUCAGAACCUCAACCAGAGGGAUCACCAAAGAAAAAGAAAAAGAGGAAGAAGAAAGAAAACGUUGAAGAGACGGGAAACAGACAUAGAAAGGGUAAAGGUAGAAACAGGCAGCCAAAGCAGAGCAGCAGGGACUGCCGUGUGGAGAAGAAAGAGAUGAGGGUUCGGGACCUGGGCCUGGGGUUUGACUCGGAUGAGAUUGUCCUCUUCAAGUUUUGUGUGGGCUCCUGCCAGUCUUCAAGGACAAACUACGACCUGGCACUGAAGGCGCUGCUGGAGAACGGCUCGCUGCCCCGGCGCACCGCCCGCAAGGUCAGCAGCCACCCUUGCUGCCGGCCCGACCGGUACGAGCCGGUUUCCUUCAUGGACGCCCAGACCACAUGGAGGACCAUCCAGUCCUUAUCGGCCGCCAGCUGCAUGUGUAUGGGCUGAAGAAAUGAACAAAGGAGAAGGUGAUGAGGAGGGGGUGUCACCCAUCCUGAACAGAGAAGAGUCAAGAGGUUCAGGGAGGGUGUAGUGUGAGGAAGGUCUGGGUACAGGGGAGGCGCCAGAGGGGGGCGCUGUAACACACACACUGCAGAGGAAGAGGUGGAGGCCACUUUUGGAUGGAGGUCAAAAUCAGAGACUGAGGGGGAACUCAUCAGGGAUUCACAGUGUGGAUUUAUUGUUGCAUCUUCAAAGAGUGAAUUGUUUUCAACUGAAUAAUGGGUAACUGAUGCAGGAUACUGCAGACCAGUUAUUACACUGCUAUAUUAUCACAUAAAAGAGACUCUAUAUGUGAACAUGACUGUUGUGAUUUUAUAUGGGCGAGACCUGAAGGCUGAAGCUCAAGAGAUAUCAAGAGAAGACACAUUUACACACUAACGCUGUGUUUAUAUUCUGAUUCAGACUGAAACAAAGACUGAUAUGAUGUUCACUAUUACUCACAGUGAAGACAGCUACUCCCAAAAGCAACAUCAUUUUUUUCACAUAAAAACAGGCAUUACAUUUUAUCAUUUCUAUGUUCAGGUGAACUCAGCCAAAUGGAUGCCAUGCAUCUUCAUGUAUUACUGUAUAAAAGUAAAAUAUAUUUAUUUCUGAUAAAUUAUUUAUUUAUUAUAGCUUGAUAUGAGAGCUGUUUUAUUAACUCUAUAUGUAGAUAAAUAUCUAUUUAUUGCCAAGAUUCAGAUUUCAUGUUGACAGUUACUUCUGCUCGCAUACAAUAUGUACAUUUUUUAAAUUUUAUUUUAAAGGUGCUGAUUUUCACAUUUAUGCAACGCCUCGUAAACCUGGGCUGGACAGUUGAUUCUGGGCAGAAUUAGAUUGGAUACAAUAAACAUUUCUGAACUUAGUUGAGUGAUUUUAUAUUAAAAAAAACACUAUCCAAAAGCUCACAUUAUCUCUUACAUUUCAUCCCAGACAGACUUUAAAAAAAAAAAAAUCCUAAGAAUAGAUAUCAGAAACAAAUUGACCUACAUUGAAAUAAUGUGGUAUACUUCAUAAAUAUUCUUUCUCAAGAGCACCUCACAGACAUGUCUGACAGCUGAUCUCUAGUUUUGUGGUUAAAUUUAUACUACAUUUAUACUGCAGGUCCUCAACAUUUCUUAUUUUAAAGUGGUUGAGUAUUUCCAUUCAGUUACACACUCCCACUAUAUGUCACAUUAUUAUUAUUUUAUAAAGUUUCCUUUAUUUUUGUAUGGCAUUAUCCUCUAAGGGAAUAAAGUUUUUUUAA
Molecule: messenger RNA, 3651 nt
Organism: Siniperca chuatsi (mandarin fish)
Lineage: Eukaryota; Metazoa; Chordata; Actinopteri; Centrarchiformes; Sinipercidae
Product: artemin-like
Exons: 5
Coding region: 1467-2372 (301 amino acids)
Molecular function (GO): growth factor activity; receptor tyrosine kinase binding; glial cell-derived neurotrophic factor receptor binding
Source: RefSeq, a predicted model, not a curated record